Messenger RNA from Ixodes scapularis (black-legged tick), 816 nucleotides. RefSeq lists its product as uncharacterized. Lineage: Eukaryota; Metazoa; Arthropoda; Arachnida; Ixodida; Ixodidae. The transcript is spliced from 8 exons. The annotation marks the transcript as partial. Gene Ontology annotation, molecular function: metallopeptidase activity. The record is from RefSeq and is a predicted model, not a curated record.
AUUUGCCUCCUUGUUUUUUCAGGUAUGUCGCUUAAUGUAAUUGCAGAUGCGGACAAUAGGAGCAACGGCAAUAUAAAAAUUAUUGAACCCCGUGGAUUAUCUGCUAAAGGUUCAGCUCACCUUGAACUUUACUUUUUGUUUAGUACAGACCACAAAAAUCGUGUCAAAGAUGAGAGUGUAUAUUUAGGACAGUUUGUGAAUAGGAUCAACGAUAUAUUUGGGACUCGGAAAAAUAUACUCCAUGUAACGUUCACUUUUCUACAGGCCAGCGAGUGGAACCCCGGCAAGCAAGCUGAGACUGCCACCAGAAGUCUCAAGGCUGAAGCGCUGAAAAAACUUCUGAAGAAACAGGUGACCAAAGUAGAGAAGAAGUGGAAGAACACGCACCCCCAUGAACCCAUUAGUGCCAUUAUUUUUGUUACCACGCGAGAAAUUCGGAGCGGAACAGCAAAUCUUCCCACCGGAAUCUCAGGAAAACUCGGAGGAAUUUGUGUGCCGGAUGAGAAAGUAGCGGCAGUGACAGAUGACGGCAGCUACAGCGGCGUCAGGGCCGCUGCCGUUCAGCUAUCGCUUCUAAUGGGUGCUGUGUAUGACGGCCAGAGACCUCCACGAACCGAUCUCGUAAGAGGAGGUGACGGAGCAGCCCAUUGUAAACCUGAGGAGGGAUAUCUCAUGGGCCAUUGGGGAAAUGUUGAAAGGAGUUUUACAUUAUCUACAUGCACGCCGCAUCAGCAUAUAAUUGUUCUUAGACACCGUGGACCUGAAUGUUACGGAACUUCAGAAGAAAAGGCAAAAAUGUUGAAAACUACCAAGUAA